ACGUCGGGGAAAAAAAAAAAAAAACCCAUCGCCCUCCGGCCCGGCUCGUGCGCCCGCCCGCGACUCGGCGAGCCACCUCGGUUACUGACCUGCCCACCACCACUGCGGCCACAUCCCAACAAGGCAACAACCUCCGCUGCCGCGCGCGGCGGAUGGCAACGGCCGCCUCCGCCUCCCCCGGCGCGCUGGGCGCCAAGUCCCCCGCACGGGGGCCGAGCCCGACCAAGCCGGGCCCAUUCGCGAGGCCCUCCUCCUCCCCGCGCGCCUCCGGCAGGCUCCGCGCCAGCCUCCACCUCGGCGGCGCCGGCGCGGCCCUCAGCAGCAGCGCCGCGUCCGCCGCCUCCGCCGCCAACGGCAGCGGCCUCCACGCGCCCCCCGCGAUCGCGCCGCUCGCCCUGCCCAAGAUGGCCGGCGCCAGGGGGACCCACAAGAGCAUCCUGCUCUUCUACUGCGAGGAGAUGCGGGACCUCGCCAAGCAGGUGGUCGCGCGGAACGACGACAUCGAGCUGCGCUCCAUCUCCUGGAGGACAUUUGCUGAUGGAUUCCCAAAUUUGUUCAUCUCGAAUGCCCAUAGCAUUCGUGGGCGGCAUGUUGCUUUUUUAGCAUCAUUUAGCUCGCCCAAUGUCAUAUUUGAGCAACUAUCUAUCAUAUAUGCUCUGCCAAAGCUGUUUAUUUCUUCGUUUACUCUUAUACUCCCGUUUUUUCCAACCGGGACUUCUGAGAGAAUGGAAGAUGAAGGAGAUGUUGCAACCGCGUUCACACUUGCCAGAAUUUUGUCACAUAUACCAAUAUCACGAGGUGGACCUUCGAGUUUAGUGAUUUUUGAUAUCCAUGCUUUGCAGGAGAGAUUCUACUUUGGAGACUCAGUCUUACCAUGUUUUGAGAGUGGUAUCCCCUUGCUAAAAAGUAGGCUUCAGGAGCUGCCGGAUUCCCAUAACAUAACCAUAGCAUUUCCAGAUGAUGGUGCAUGGAAGCGCUUCUAUAAGCAACUUCAACAUUUUCCCAUGGUUGUAUGUAACAAAGUUAGAGAAGGGGAUCAGAGAAUUGUACGGAUAAAAGAGGGAGAUCCUAGUGGCCGUCAUGUUGUUAUAGUCGAUGACUUGGUGCAGUCUGGUGGUACUCUGAUUGAGUGCCAGAAAGUACUGGCAGCUCAUGGAGCAGCAAAGGUCAGUGCAUAUGUGACACAUGGCAUUUUCCCCAAUAACUCAUGGGAGAAAUUUCAGCAUGAUAAUGGAGAGGGUCCAGAGCAUGGCCUGAGCCACUUUUGGCUUACCGAUUCAUGCCCUCUAACUGUCGAGGCGGUGAAGGACAGGCGGCCAUUUGAAAUUCUAAGCCUGGCUGGACCUAUUGCUUCUGCUCUUCAGAUCUAGCAAAGUUUGGUCUGCUUGGUCCCUUGGGAUGGUGUUGCGUGUUCUGUUCAGUUCAUUCUUCUUCCUUUUCAUUUUUUUUUGAGGAUCUUUAUGUUUCUCCUUUCUCCAACUAGAAGGCAUUUUGCUAAUGUAUUUACUAGAGAAAACCAUCAGCAUGGUAGACCCUCAACAGCAGGGUGCAUUCAUCGAGACAUUCGUAGGGUAGUCUGUUCAAUAAUUUGGCUGAGCAAGCCAGGUGUCUAUCUAUGUUAUAUAAAUAAAAACUCUCAAAUAAAGUGCCAGUGAGCUCCCUCCUUGCAUUUUCUACUCA
Messenger RNA from Setaria italica (foxtail millet), 1680 nucleotides. Its product is annotated as ribose-phosphate pyrophosphokinase 3, chloroplastic. Gene Ontology annotation, molecular function: ribose phosphate diphosphokinase activity; magnesium ion binding. The transcript is spliced from 7 exons. The record is from RefSeq and is a predicted model, not a curated record. Gene Ontology annotation, cellular component: ribose phosphate diphosphokinase complex; cytoplasm. NCBI's taxonomy places the organism in Eukaryota, Viridiplantae, Streptophyta, Magnoliopsida, Poales, Poaceae. The coding region runs from base 153 to 1370 and encodes 405 amino acids. Gene Ontology annotation, biological process: 5-phosphoribose 1-diphosphate biosynthetic process; purine nucleotide biosynthetic process.